Brienomyrus brachyistius is the source of this 4502-nucleotide messenger RNA. RefSeq names its product double C2-like domain-containing protein beta. Gene Ontology annotation, cellular component: membrane. Lineage: Eukaryota; Metazoa; Chordata; Actinopteri; Osteoglossiformes; Mormyridae. The record is from RefSeq and is a predicted model, not a curated record. The transcript is spliced from 9 exons. Bases 331 to 1518 code for a protein of 395 amino acids.
CUGGAGCUGAGCUCUCUGAGCAGCCAGUUACCGUGAGGCAGACAAGCAUGGUCGCAGAGAGACAGCGCGCAGCUUAGCGUCUCUCCAUGUAGCCGGGUCUCGCUGCCUUGCGGGCGGGUAUCUGAGGUUCAGUAGUAGCAGGAGACACUAUCAAGGGGGCAUCCACUUUUUUUGGAAGCUUUACGCUAAAGGAAAACUUUUUCCCCCAACCUGCUGUUCUCUGUUUUUUAAACUUUUCCUUUUCAUUGUUUUUUUUUUUUUGUUUUUUUUUUUUGUUUUUUUUGUCUUUCCUCACUUGGCGGGUCUUUGUGUCACCAAAGGGCCGCAUGCAUGACACUCCGCAAAGGCGAGAAGACCACCAUCAGCAUCCAGGAGCACAUGGCCAUCGAUGUCUGUCCUGGCCCCAUACAGCCCAUCAAGCAGAUAUCUGAUUAUUUCCCCCGCUACCCGCGGGGUUUCCCCCCCGUAGCACCCCCUGCGCUCAGCCGAGCGGGAUCCCUGCACUCCUCCUCCAGCCAGAAGUCCGAGGCCCCCCCCCCUGAGCAAGCUCGCCAUGAGGAGGACCAGGAUCGCGCCUUAGGGGCCACUGCGCCGCCGCCCAGCAAAAAGGACGAAGAGCCAGAUGUGGAGGGUUACGACUCAGACGACUCUACCACACUGGGGACGUUGGAUUUCAGCCUGCUGUACGACCAGGAGAACAACGCCCUGCACUGCACCAUCAACAAGGCCAAGGGACUCAAACCAAUGGAUCAUAAUGGGCUAUCGGAUCCUUACGUUAAGGUGCAUCUGCUGCCUGGAGCCAGUAAGGCGAACAAACUGCGAACCAAGACACUGCGCAACACCCUCAACCCCGUGUGGAGCGAAACGCUGACGUACUACGGCAUCACUGACGAGGAUAUGGUGCGCAAAACGCUCAGGAUUUCAGUGUGUGAUGAGGACAAGUUCCGCCACAAUGAGUUCAUCGGAGAAACGCGCAUUCCCCUGAAGAAGCUGAAACCCAACCAGACAAAAAACUUUAGCAACUGCCUGGAGAAGCAGCUACCUAUUGACAAAACAGAUGACAAAUCCCUGGAGGAGAGAGGACGCAUCAUGAUCUCCCUGAAGUACAGCUCGCAGAAGUGCGGCCUGAUCGUCGGCAUCAUACGCUGCGCCCACCUGGCCGCCAUGGACGCCAACGGCUUCUCUGACCCUUACGUCAAAACGUAUCUGAAGCCAGACGAGAACAAGAAAUCAAAGCACAAGACUGCAGUAAAAAAGAAAACCCUAAACCCAGAGUUUAAUGAGGAAUUCUUCUAUGAAAUCAAAUAUGCUGACCUAACAAAGAAGACCCUGGAGGUGACAGUGUGGGAUUAUGACAUUGGAAAGUCCAACGAUUUCAUAGGUGGAGUUUCUCUGGGAAUUAAUGCCAAUGGAGAAAGGCUGAAACACUGGUUUGACUGCCUCAAGAAUAAGGACAAGAAAAUCGAGCGAUGGCACACACUGACCAACGAACUGCCAGGAUCAGUGUUCAGUGACUGAACACAACCUACCCUCCUUUGUGGCUAACAGCUCCUUCUGUCUGGCCUGGGUGAGACCCUGCCUUGACUGGCACAUCCAUUCCCACAAGAUCCUAAUUCUGAUAAUGGUUUGCAGACGAAAUCUGCCUCAUUUCAUAUUCCCCUAACUCUAUAUGUAACCUACACUGAAGUUACGGUUUCAUGACAUACAGUUAUCCAGUACAUAAUGUAACCCUUAUCAGAGAACAUAGAUCUUGCUUUGUCUCCUGAGUCAUAGAGCUGCCCAUCCUAAUUAUAAAUGGUGAAUAGUGCUGUUGCUAUGACAGAUUAAUAGUGGUUCUCUAAAAUGAACCAGAAGACUUACAUCAAUGCGAUUGCUGGUGAGAAAACACUAUGAGAAUGUCACCUGGUGGCUGUACUUUAGUUGGCCAAAUUAAUGUAGGAUUGAACCAACGCUGGCAGAAUCGCUGAAGUUAUGCAUUCAGUCUGAGAAAGGAUUAUACUGUGAAAUGUUCUUGUAGUUAUUUGUUUAUAAAAGUGAUUUUAAUUUGCCCAGGAGAACAGUGACUCCCAGGAAGAAAAUAUUUAUUUGUUUUUAAUUUUCUUUUUAAAAACGUAAAAUUGGAUGGUCAAAGGUGCACCGUAUUCAGCUUUGUUUCCAGAUCAUACCUAAAAGAUUUGUUUAGACAGAAAUGUGUCAGAUCAAAUAAGCUAAGAGCAUAGAUAUUAGUUUCCUGAAUUACUCAGAACAUUUUGGAGAAAUAGUUCAGUCUGAAAUUGCAACAGAUGAGAGGUUAUUAGAAAAAGAUACACAUCAAAAAGUAAGAUUGUGUAAGGAAUGUAAGUCAGUAUAAAAUGACAGUGUUUGCUAUAGAUUACAUAGUGCAGCUUUUUAAGAAACUACACCCCCCCCCCCCCCCCCCCCCCAAAUCACUCCCCAUUGUAUCAUAAGAUUAACAACUCAUGGUCUAUCACGUAACACAACAUAAGCUUAAAUAAAGGAAAAACUGAAGUUAUUCCCAAACCUGCCAGCUGAGUUUGUUUGGUGCAGAGUAUUUACAGAAAAUGCAGAAAAGUAGCAUGCUGUAUUUUACAGUCUCCAGUUUGACACAUUACCUGCAUUGCAAACACUGACAGCAGACAGUAACACGGCAGAAGGGGCUGUACAGUCAGGCAUCUUAAACACAUGCCUUCACCCAGGAGGAAGGCAGAACUUUUUUCCCCACCUAUUCAAUUAUUUAUUAUGCUCAACUGACAUUGACACAGCGCCUGGUUCAGUGGUGAGCCUUUUGGUGCAUUUUGUUGUUGCUUUAUCUGUUCUGUGAUAAAGCUACUUUAGAAAUUUUAUUUGUUUUGUUCGAUCCUGGGAGUUUUACUUUUACGCAAAAAGGGCAGAACGAGAAAUGGGUGAUUCAGAGAGAUAACCAAUCAAAUGGUAGAGGAGGUGGGUCCAAGCAACUAGAGGAGGCGGGUCCAAGACAUCUGAUUGGUUGGUCCCGCCUACUCUAGCUGCUUGAAGCCACGUCCUCUAAUAUCUAAUCUCCCCGAACCAAUCAUUUUUCAUUCUGCCCUCAGAACAUUUUUGUGUAAGUAAAACUCCCAUGAACAUCAAGUUAACUCUUUGCCCCAGAAAUGGCCCAAAGCUGCAGGAGAUGUGUCAGUAAGGCCGGCUCACCAAGGCAGACUCUCUCGCUGCCACAUUUGUGACAUUUUUUGCAAUCUGUUUGCCUUUGUAUUCAACCUCUAUACUAUGGGAAAAAAAUGCAUGCAAAUGUCCUUGGUUUGUCAUGAACUGACUUUACUAAAUGUUUGAUACUCCUGUUUUUUCUGUGAAAAAAAGACUUCUAUGGAUGCCGGAGGAAUGUCAGUCUUUCUUAAUGGACAAACAUUUUGUACUUUUACCGCUAUCGCAUUGCCUGUCAGGCUGCUGUAUUGACUGGAGAUGUGAAUGCAUGUUGAAAAAAAAUGUCAAUGUUUUAUUUGUUUUAACACUCAGGCAAUUGUUGGCGUAUUCCAGUGGUUCUCCAAAAAAAAGGUAUACUUGUAUUUCACUUUAUUCUUGCACCAGACGGCCCGAAUUAUCGUGCCUUUUUUUUGUGUGUUUUUGCACCACUCACUUUACAAUGUUCCCUAAAUCUAUACAAGCCUUUAAUAUCUAAAUAAUACAUUUGGCAGAUUUAUAUUCCCAAUACUACUCUAUGUACAUUAUGUCACACUUAGAUAUUGCAUUUUGAUCAGUGAGAUUUUCCCACUCAGUGACACUUAUUGCCAGUGUUGUUGUACAGUGUGUCAGCGAUGAAAAGGUUGAGAUGAAAGGAUGCAAAAUAAAUAAAUAACAUCAAUUUGUUGGAAGGAGCUUGCUGGACAGAAAAAGGGAGCGUUUUGAAUCGCAUGAGCUGCGUGGUUUUCAUUAACACCCAGUACAUCUGUCUGCAGUGCAGAUGCUUGUUAAGGAUGGUCUUACAUUUCCGCAUAGUUUUAAUUCAACCUUUUUUUUUAUCUCUUCCCUUUGAUUCCAUUUUCCAAAUGGAAUAUUGCCCCCUACUGGUGAACAAUGGCAGUUCAGGACUAACCUUAAUGUCCGGGAUUUGCUUGAAGCAUCCAGUGAAUUCAUGUUGUUUCCAUGAUGAUUUCAUACAUUACAUGGGGUCUCCAGCUCCCCCCGUGCCCCUGAUCAGGAUAAGUGGCUAGGAGGUGGAUGAAUGGAUAAAAAUCACUGAUGCAGCUACCAAGAACUUCGAAACCAAACCAUUCUGAUAUUGCCCUUCACUGAAAAAAAAUGCUAGUUCUGAUCACAGAGCAUGACUUAUUUGUUUUGGGAAAAAAACUAAUUCAGGUUAAAUUCACACAAGAAGAUCCGAAGAAACGUGGCUACAUCGGGCUGUUAAAUUGUACUGGCUGCAACUUAUCGAUUUUUGUGAAGCACAAACAAAUGGUCAGUCAUAUAUUUACAUGUUAUUUAAGUUUGUGUACUUUAAUAAAUUAACAAAUAUUCUCUACCAGAAA